This is a messenger RNA of Rasamsonia emersonii CBS 393.64, 1251 nucleotides long. RefSeq names its product Alpha-amylase A. The transcript has 8 exons. The coding region runs from base 1 to 1251 and encodes 416 amino acids. Gene Ontology annotation, molecular function: alpha-amylase activity; calcium ion binding. Lineage: Eukaryota; Fungi; Ascomycota; Eurotiomycetes; Eurotiales; Trichocomaceae. Gene Ontology annotation, biological process: carbohydrate metabolic process. The record is from RefSeq and is a predicted model, not a curated record.
AUGCUAUUGUUUCUCUUUGCCGCUGUCACCGGGCUGCUGGCUGCAGCUGCCAAUGCAGCAACGCCAGCAGACUGGCGCUCGCAGUCCAUCUACUUCCUGCUCACAGACCGGUUCGGACGAACAGACAAUUCCACCACCGCACCAUGUGAUACCAAUGCCCGAAAAUACUGCGGCGGUUCCUGGCAAGGGAUUAUCAACCACCUGGAUUACAUUCAAGGAAUGGGAUUCACGGCUAUCUGGAUUACUCCCGUGACGAAGCAGCUGUCGCUGGACACCGGAGACGGGACAAGCUAUCACGGUUACUGGCAGCAAGAUAUCUACUCUCUCAAUCCAAAUUAUGGCACCGCUCAGGACCUGAAGAAUCUUGCGACUGCCCUUCAUAACCGCGGAAUGUAUCUCAUGGUCGACGUUGUAGCGAAUCAUCUGGGGUACGCUGGCUCAGGGACAAACAUGGAUUGCAGCGUGUUCAAUCCGUUCAAUAACAAGGAGUACUUCCACCCGUACUGCGCCAUCACCAACUACAGCAAUCAGACCAACGUGGAGGAUUGCUGGCUGGGCGACAAUAUAGUGGCGUUGGCAGAUCUGAACACCUCGCGAACAGACGUGCAGAAUAUCUGGCACAGUUGGGUGGGCAAUCUGGUGUCCAAUUACUCGAUCGACGGAUUGAGAAUCGACACCGUCAAGCAUGUCCAGAAGGACUUCUGGCCAGGCUAUAAUAAGGCUGCUGGUGUGUACUGUGUGGGUGAAAUUCUGGAUGGCGAUCCAACAUACACCUGUUCGUAUCAGAACUAUCUCGAUGGAGUAUUGAACUACCCGACAUACUUUCAAAUAAUAUCCGCAUUCCAGUCGACAAACGGGAGCAUCAGCAAUCUGUACAAUAUGAUAAACCAAGUGAAAUCGAGUUGCAAGGACUCCACUCUGCUGGGGACUUUUGUCGAAAACCACGACAACCCGCGAUUUGCAAGUUACACAAGCGACUACUCCCUUGCCAAGAACGCCAUCGCCUUCGUCAUUUUAUCAGAUGGCAUCCCUAUCAUCUACGCCGGUCAAGAGCAGCACUACUCCGGUGGGAACGAUCCUGGCAAUCGGGAAGCAACCUGGCUGUCGGGGUACGACAUCUCUGCCGAGCUGUACAAGUUUAUCGCGUCUGCAAAUGGGAUUCGCUCGCAUGCGAUUAGCAAAGACAGCGGAUACCUGACCUACAAGGCGAGUCAACGUCCAAUCCUUCUUCUGAAAGAAGACUCGAGUUGA